UGUCUGCUUUGUAUAUCCAGAGGAAAAUGUGUAUUGCCAAAAGCCUCCAGCCAGUUUACAUGAUCUCAUCUGCUUUCUAGAGCGUUAGGAGAAAACAAACAGAAGAGCAGGAAGCACUUUGGGGAGCAUGGACGACAAGAGACGAAGAGUCAGAGUGCAGGGUGGCUGGGCUGGUCCUGCCAAGAGUCAGGCUACUGGGCAGCCAGCGUUCAGGGCCAAAGGCAAUCCCCACCAAGGCCUUGGACAGACCUGGAUGAAAAAGGAGUUGCCUCUGCCAGAAAAACAGUUUGUAUAUGAAGAACCAAAAGAAGAGGUUGUACGUCGGAUCCCAGAGCCACAAAUGAUCGACAAAGAAGGUGUCUAUGAAAUCAGCUCAUUACCCACAGGCAUCUCUCGGAUACAUUUGUUUCCCAAUUUCAUUGAAUCAGAAGAAGCAGACUGGAUAUUUGAACAGCUGUGCCAAGAUAUUCCUUGGAAGCAGAGGACUGGUAUCCGAGAGGAUACAAGUUAUCUGCAGCCAAGACUGACAGCUUGGUAUGGAGAACUCCCAUACACGUAUUCCAGAAUCACCAUGGAGCCUAAUCCUCAAUGGCAUCCUGUGCUGGGCACGCUGAAGAGGCGCAUCGAGGAGAACAGCGGCCACACCUUCAACUCGUUACUCUGCAACCUCUAUCGAAACGAGAAGGACAGUGUCGACUGGCACAGUGACGACGAGCCGGCCCUGGGAAAGUGCCCCGUCAUUGCCUCCCUCAGCCUGGGGGCCACCCGCACCUUCGAGAUGAGGAAGAAGCCGCCCCCGGAAGAGAAUGGGGACUAUACAUAUAUGGAAAAAGUAAAGAUACCCUUGGAUCAUGGCACCUUGUUGAUGAUGGAGGGAGCGACACAAGCUGAUUGGCAGCACCGGGUGCCCAAGGAAUACCAUUCUAAAGAAGCAAGAGUGAACCUGACUUUUAGGACCGUUUUCCCAGAGCCCAGUGGGGUGGCUUCAAGAGUGACCUAAGAGCCUUCUCAGAGCAGCUGCCCUUGGAACAACUGCACCUGUUGACAAUGAAGCAACCAAGGCCCAGAGAGACUGAGCGACACACCCAAUGUCAUACAAUAAUCAUGAUCAGAGAGAGGAUUUGAACUCGGAUCCUUGAACCCCAAAUCCAAAGCAUUGUUAGUUUCAUACUUAUGUUUAUGUACAUAUGCACGCAGAGACCUAUUUACUGUUUCACUAUUUAAAUUUUAUUUGGUGAUUAAAAAGCAUUUCUCUCUCCUGCA
Molecule: messenger RNA, 1263 nt
Organism: Gracilinanus agilis (Agile Gracile Mouse Opossum)
Lineage: Eukaryota; Metazoa; Chordata; Mammalia; Didelphimorphia; Didelphidae
Gene: ALKBH3
Product: alkB homolog 3, alpha-ketoglutarate dependent dioxygenase
Exons: 11
Coding region: 128-1000 (290 amino acids)
Biological process (GO): DNA repair; DNA alkylation repair
Cellular component (GO): nucleus
Molecular function (GO): dioxygenase activity
Source: RefSeq, a predicted model, not a curated record